Messenger RNA from Epinephelus lanceolatus (giant grouper), 3627 nucleotides. RefSeq lists its product as uncharacterized. Lineage: Eukaryota; Metazoa; Chordata; Actinopteri; Perciformes; Serranidae. The record is from RefSeq and is a predicted model, not a curated record. Gene Ontology annotation, molecular function: actin filament binding. Gene Ontology annotation, cellular component: postsynaptic membrane; lamellipodium; cortical actin cytoskeleton. Gene Ontology annotation, biological process: positive regulation of axon extension; regulation of actin filament polymerization; postsynaptic actin cytoskeleton organization.
AAAACUUCUUCUACCCCGCUGCACAAAGACCAGUGUGCAGUCGCAGUCUCCUCCACGCUGUGAGUGCGCAGCGCCUGCACGGAUCGCUCCAAAUUGGAACUUAAGCCCACAUUGCAUGACCCCGCAUAGCUUUACUGCUGUUUUCUCGGCCGUGAACGACCCUCGGUGUUCCGCUGUGGCUGUUUUCCAGCACGUAGUCCGACCCCGAAAACCGUCGGGACCAGUGAAGAGAGAAGUUGCGGGAGUGGUCUGGAAACUUUUGCCAUCAUGAGCUCGCAGACGGUCAACCUUGAUACCUACAGCCUGUCGCUGCUCACGGCCAAAGAGGACAUCAUCAACCCCCGUUCCUCCACCAACUGGGCAGUAUUCACAUAUGAUGGAUUCACCAACAAGCUCAAACUGGCUGACUCAGGAGCGGGUGGUGUGGCAGAGCUGGCAGGGAAGUUUCACAUCUCCAAGCCUCAAUAUGGACUGUGCAAAGUGGGAAGCGCGGAGACAGGAGGCCCCCGGAUUGCUAUGAUCAGCUGGGUCGGCCAAAAUGUGGAAGACUUCCGAAGGACAGAAUGUGCCAGCCACAUCCCAGCCAUCAGAAACUUCUUCAAGGAAGCACAUGUGUUCAUUAGCGCAGAGAAGGUGGAGGACGUGACAGAGGAGAAGAUAAGGGCAGAGCUCGGCAAGGCCCAGGCCAACACUCCCGCACAGUGGGUGAGAAGGAGCUCCAGGUCAGCGGACAAGGAGGAAUUAGUGGGUACAAAUUACAGAAAAACAAAUGCUGCUAUGGAGAUGAGACGGAUAAACAGAGACUCAUUCUGGGCACGUGCAGAGCGUGAAGAGGAAGAGAGGAAAGAGGAGGAGAGGAGGCGAGCAGCAGAGGAGCGACGCCGCCUUGAGAGAGAAAGAGUUUUAAAGGAGCGGAGGGAUGCAGAAGAGAGAGACAGAAAGAUGGAGGAGAAGCUACAGAUGAUUGAGGAGCAGAGGAGAAAACAGGCAGAGCAGGAAGAAGAGAUGCGCAGACAGGAGAAAUUCAAAUGGGAACAGCAGCAGAGGGAGCAUAUGGAAGAUAUGAGGGCUCGUCUUAGAAGGAGUGAGUCCAUAGAGAAAGCAGCAGAGGCAGCAGCAUUAGUAUCGCAGCGCUCCAUGAACCCUCGGGAGUUCUUCAGGCAGCUGUCGUCAUCAUCAUCACAGAGUCCCACCAGUCCUGGAUCCUCCCGCACUGGCAAACCCUUCAGACGAUACCAGCGCAGCCUGACAGACACGGCCUUCAUCUUCUCUAAACCAGAGGGGAGCACAUCAUCGUCCCCUUACAGUUCACCCCUGGUCUCCCCCUUCUCCCGGGCUCCUCCCUCCCCCAUCUACCGUGCCACAUCUCCCCCCACGAGCCCCGAUUUCCGCCCCGUCACCUCUCCACAAAGGCCCAGAGCCCCCAUGUCGCCGCCUACAUCACCUCCUCGCCCUGCCCCUCCAGUGUCAGCCCUGCCCAGCGUCCCACAAACGAAAAACGAAGUUCAGGCUGUUGUUGAGCCCAAACCCCCAUCACCUACGGAACCUUCUGCACCUCCGGCCUCCCCGACUCUCUUGGCUUCCUUGUCCCCCGUUUCAGUAAAAGACAACCCCUCUCAGUCACAACCAGGGGCCCUGCCUGCCUCGCCCCCAAAUACCCCGACCGAGCCAGAGCACUCAUCUUUCUGCUUUGAGCCUGGUGUAGCUCCACAGGCUCCAACAGCUCCUCUUCCAGAGAUACCACAGCCAAACACAGACCUCAACACAGCUGCUUAUGUGCACACUGAGCUGGUCUCAGACACUGGCUACAAAGUACAGGCUGUACUGGUGGAGGAGGACGAAGAAGAAGAGGAUGAGGUGGAGCCCGAGGGAGAUAAGGCUGAAACACAACCACAGCCUCGCGCUGUUACCACAGAGCCAGUCCAGGCUGAGGCAGAGGAGCAAGAGGAAGAGGAGGAGGAAAAGAAGGAGGAGAAGGAAGUAGACAAGGAGGAAGAGGAGGAGGAGGAAUUAAAACAACAGGAAGCUGAGCCUGCACCAGUGGAGGAGCCAGCUGAGGUGGUGCAGGAGGAAGAGGAGGCAAGGGAAGAUGGAGAGGAGAAUGACCAAUCAGAAGACAUUCAGGCCCCAUCUGAGCCUGCUGAGCUAUCAAAGGAAGAGCCAACAGCAGCAGUCACUGAUGCUGAACCAAUUUGUCAAGUAAUCAAACACGAGACUGUCGUCCUGUCAGCCAAUGGGAUCACCAACGGAGAGGACAUGCAGGAACAGAACGGCAUAGAGCGAUCUUUGAGUCCAUCUGACACAGAGCUCAGCACACCGGAGCUGGUCAGGUGCUACGAUCAUCAUGUCACGGCAGAGGAGGAUGACGUCAUUGAGGACAAAGAACAGGAGAUCUCAGAAAAUGGACAAGAGGUUUUAGCCGAGCGACAAAUGUGUGUCCGAGCUUUGUAUGACUACCAAGCAGAGGACGAAUCUGAGAUCUCCUUUGAACCCGGUGACAUCAUCAAGGACGUGGAAACGGUGGACAAAGCCUGGUGGAGGGGAUGGAGCAAAGAUGGCCGUCAAGGCUUGUUCCCUGCCAAUUAUGUGGAGACCAUAUAGGCAGGCAGAGACACACGAGCACACACACAUACACACACACACUCAGGGACGCCAUCUCCCCUCACAUUUGUGCAUGUUUUUACCUUAAUCCUCCCACUGAAACUUUGUACUCUCUAUUUUGUUGGAAGGAUAAAGAAAGAUGUGACUCCCUGUUUUGUAUAAAGCGUAAAGAAAUGUGUGACUCUCUAUUUUUGAUGUUCUUUGAGCAAAACAAAAUAUUCUCACAAGUAUGCAGAAAUUACCCAGCCUCAUUUUCUUGGAUAAAAUAGCGGGGACCUUUUUCCUGGACCAAAAUAACUUAUUUCCUUUUGAGAUACAGCAGGAAUGUUGGUGGGAGGGAUCAGAUCACGGUGACAAAGGAUCACAAACUUGCUUUUCUUGUGAGAAUACACAAACAGAUUUUUAUAGUGUAUUGUUGUCUUUUUGAUCCACACAUAUAACAAGCAUUCCAUUCUGCUCACCAUUUGCUUUGUGUGUUACAUUGCUAAAAAAAAAUAAUUUUUACUGCUCUUGACUGGUAUAUAUAAUCAAGACACAUGUAUCCGACAUCGUCUUAUAAUCAUCUUCCUGUAUUUCCUGAGUUAUUUUGUAGCACUGUUUUGUUACUGACAGUCUCGCAGCACACUCUAAUUACCAGAACAGUAGCAUAACAAAAGAUAAACAAGCAGAGGAAAAAGGCACUGUACUGACACCUGUGUUUCUCCAUCACUCCUUAAGAUGGGCCGUAUAUUUUGUUCAUAUUGCGAUGUCCUUCCAUACAUUUUGUGAUUAUGCCUCUUCUUAAUUUUUCCUAGAUUUUAAGAAAUUAAAGCAUUCUGAUGAUAUGAAAAUAAUCUUACUCUUUUAAUCCUCUGUAAUAUCUUAAUACUCUACACUGUAUAUAAGAAUGUAUAAAAACACAUCAAAGAUCUUUUCUUUUUCUAUGCUUGUAUGUUUGUAUGCUGUAUGCUUGUUUGAUGGUAUGUAUAUGUUCUUUGUAUUUACUCCAAACUUACAAAUAUAUAGCUUUUACAAACUGCUUUGAAA